CUCACUCACUUCCCUCACACUUUUCACUCUGCUACCCAAGAUGGCGGCAGCCCCAUCCAUCCAGCCGCCGAGCGUUCACUCUUCUCUAGCCGGGGAGAGCGCACUUUCUCCGGAGAUGGAUAGCCCUGAGAGCCGGCAGCCGGAGGAUGAGGAGGCAGCAGCAGGCGGCGGGGGGAGCGGCGGCGGCGGCAGCGGCAGCGGCGGCGGCGGCGGCGGCAGCAGCAGCAGCGGGGGGAGCUCAGCCCUCAGACUCGGGGAUUAGUGUCCGGGACCUGCCGGACCUGGAGCCGGAGGAGAUCGAGAAGCGGCUGGCCAAAACUCGUCAGGAGCUGAGCAACAGGAGGAAAAUCCUCAUGAAGAACCUGCCGCCUGACACCACGAACCAGGAAGUCCAUGAAAUCCUGAAAGAAUAUGAACUCAAGUACUGCUUUGUGGACCGGAACAAAGGCACAGCCUUUGUGACUUUGCUGAACGGGGACCAGGCUCAGGAUGCCAUCCGCUCCCUCCAUCACAGCACUGUCCGCGGACGCCUGAUCAACGUCACCCUGCAGCCCACCGACUCCCUGCUCUGCCUCACCAACCUGCCCCACACCUACACCGCCCAGCAGUUCGAGGAGCUGGUGCGCGCCUACGGAAACAUCGAGCGCUCCUUCCUGGUGUACAGCGAGCUGACGGGACACUCCAAAGGAUAUGGGUUUGUCGAGUACAUGAAGAAGGACUCUGCUUCACGGGCCCGCUCUGAGCUGCUGGGACGACCAAUGGGCGAUCGCUCGCUGAUGGUGCAGUGGAUGGACGUCAACCAGCUGAGCCAAGAGGAGAACCUUCACUCCAAGUGUCUGUGUGUGAACCGGCUGCCGCUCGACCUCUGUGACUCUGAAGAACUGGCCCAGUACUUCUCUGAGACCUACAAACCCGUCUUCUGCCAGCUUGCUCAGGACGAGGGCAGCCCGGUCCGAGGCUUUGGCGUCGUGGAGUAUGAGAGUUCGGAACAGGCGGAGGCUGUGCUGAUGGAAAUGGACAGAACGCUGGUGGGAGGACAGGAGGUUCGUCUGUCACUCUGCAGCCCCGGGACCUCAGGGAGAAGCACCCUGGCUGCACUCAUCGCUGCCCAGGGUAUGAUUCUGAGUAACAGGAAAGGCCUGCUACCAGAACCCAACCUAGCCCAGCUGCUGACCAGUAUGACCAACCCCGCCGCCCUGCAGAUCCUCAUGAGACCGUACCACACUGGGAAAAGAGGAG
Messenger RNA from Labrus bergylta (ballan wrasse), 1239 nucleotides. Lineage: Eukaryota; Metazoa; Chordata; Actinopteri; Labriformes; Labridae. The record is from RefSeq and is a predicted model, not a curated record.